UGUUAAUACAAGAAAAAUGAUAUCUUAGAUUGUAAAAUACAUUUAGAAAAAUGGAAAUUCUUGCCCACUAAUUAUGGAAGAUUGGUGACGUUCCGCAUAAAAUCUUAUCCACCACUGGAACUCUUGUGUGGAGGAUUGAUUUUAGCAUGGUUAAUUAACCAUUAUUUUAGCAUAAGUUUAUCAUAUUCGGUGAAAAGCAUUUGUUACAUGGUUGCGAUUGCUACUAGUUGAGCGGUGUAUUCUCGUAGAAUUUUCCGUCUACUUGGAGUUACAUUUUGAAAUGAAUAGCGAUUUCGACGAAAGAAGCGGUGUUGCAUGUUGCAAGACUCCCUGGGGUAAUUGGUAUCAAACUGUGGAGGACGUGGUUGUUGUUGUUGAUGUUGAGAAAGGGACAAGGGGGAAAGAAGUAAAUGUGGUGAUUGAACCCCAGCAUUUAUCUUGCGUUGUGAGGGGGAAGGAAUUAUUUAACAGCCCCCUACCGCAAGGAAUAUUGGUGGACGAAUCAACUUGGAGUGUGGAAGAUCAAAAAUUAAUCCGAAUAUUGCUUGUGAAACGCAGUCGCAAGAAAGAAAAUUGUUUUUGGCCAUCAUUAUUUGAGGGUGGAGAAUUUGCUGUAGACCCUUUAACGAAAGAUCAAAUGCAAAAAAAUUUGACUCUCGAAAGAUUUGAACUCGAAAAUCCAGGAUUCGAUUUCAGUAACGCUGAGAUCACAGGGAAUUAUGAAGAUGGUGGACCAACUCUUGACCUCAGAAAAGAGUAUUAACCUUGAAUCUCCGAAAGCAAUACUACAUUUUACU
Molecule: messenger RNA, 797 nt
Organism: Styela clava
Lineage: Eukaryota; Metazoa; Chordata; Ascidiacea; Stolidobranchia; Styelidae
Product: nudC domain-containing protein 2-like
Biological process (GO): protein folding
Cellular component (GO): cytoplasm
Source: RefSeq, a predicted model, not a curated record